GCGCGGCGGCAGGCCCGGGCGGAGGCGGCGGAGCGGGGGCGCUGCCGCAGCGGGAGCGCGGCCGCCGCUCGGCUCGGCGCGGCCCGGCCCGGCCCGGCCCGGUCAGAUCCCGGCGCUGCCGCAGGCGCGGCCCAGCGGUGCCGGCGCGGCCCGGCCCGGCCCGGCCCGGCGAUGCUGCGCUGCAUGCCGCCGCUCUGGCGCUGCAACCGGCACGUGGAGGCGCUGGACCGGCGGCACUGCUCGCUGCAGGCCGUGCCCGAGGAGAUCUACCGCUACAGCCGCUCGCUGGAGGAGCUGCUGCUGGACGCCAACCAGCUCCGGGAGCUGCCCAAGCCCUUCUUCAGGCUGCUGAACCUGCGCAAGCUGGGCCUGAGUGACAAUGAGAUCCAGAGGCUGCCCCCCGAGGUGGCCAACUUCAUGCAGCUGGUGGAGCUGGACAUCUCCCGCAAUGACAUUCCAGAAAUUCCUGAGAGCAUCAAAUUCUGCAAGUCCCUGGAAAUCGCUGACUUCAGUGGGAACCCUCUCUCCAGGCUUCCUGAGGGCUUCACCCAGCUGAGGAGCCUGGGCCACCUGGCCCUGAACGAUGUGUCCCUGCAGAGCCUCCCCACGGACAUUGGGAAUUUGGCAAACCUGGUGACUUUGGAGCUGCGUGAGAACCUGCUAAAGACUCUCCCCACCUCCCUCUCCUUCCUUGUCAAGCUGGAGCAGCUGGACCUCGGUGGCAAUGACCUGGAGGUGCUGCCGGACACUCUGGGCGCUCUCCCCAACCUGCGCGAGCUGUGGCUGGACCGGAACCAGCUCUCGGCGCUGCCGCCGGAGCUGGGGAACCUGCGCCGCCUGGUGUGCCUGGACGUGUCAGAGAACCGGCUGGAGCAGCUGCCCGAGGAGCUCAGCGGGCUGGUGGCACUGACAGACCUGCUGCUGUCCCAGAACCUGCUGGAGAGCAUCCCAGAUGGCAUUGGUCAGCUGAAGCAGCUCUCCAUCCUCAAGGUGGACCAGAACCGGCUGACAGACAUGACAGAAUCGAUUGGGGACUGUGAGAACCUGUCUGAGCUCAUCCUGACUGAGAACAUGCUGACAGCCCUGCCCCGCUCCCUGGGCAGGCUGGCCAAGCUGACCAACCUGAACGCGGACCGGAACCGUCUGACGGCGCUGCCGGCCGAGAUCGGGGGCUGCGCCAGCCUCAGCGUGCUGUCCCUGCGCGACAACCGGCUGGCCCUGCUGCCCCCCGAGCUGGCCAACACCAGCGAGCUGCACGUGCUGGACGUGGCUGGCAACAGGCUGCAGAAUUUGCCCUUUGCUUUGACAAACCUGAACCUGAAAGCCCUGUGGCUGGCAGAAAACCAGUCCCAGCCCAUGCUGAAGUUCCAGACCGAGGAUGAUGAGAAGACAGGAGAGAAGGUUCUCACCUGCUACCUGCUGCCCCAGCAGCCCUCUCCCAGCCUGGAGAACCUCCUGCAGAACAGCGUGGAUGAGAGCUGGACAGACACCAACCUGAACAGAGUCAGCGUGAUCCAGUUCCUGGAUGAACCCAAGGGAGAUGAUGAUGAGGAGUCUGGAGCUGAGAGACGUGGCCUGCAGCGCCGAGCCACCCCUCACCCCAGCGAGCUGAAGGUGAUGAAGAAGGUGAUCGAGGUGCGGCGCAGCGAGGUGAACGCUGCCCGGGCCGACGGCAACCCCGGCUCGCCCAGCUCAGACGAGAAGAGGCUGAGUGCCACGUCCAACCGCAGCGAGGACUCUCACCUGUCGAGCAGCACGGCCUCUGCCGAGCCCCGGGCUGAGGACAGGGAGCGGGGCUGGCCCAGCGGGCAGGGGCCCCAGCUGGGCAGGGACACCAAGGCCAGGGAGGAGGAGGAGGAGCGCAAGGAGGCUGCUGAGCAGGAGGAGGACGAUGUGGAGGUGGAGUACAAUGAGCCCACCGUGCACUUCGCCGAGGACACGCUGAUCCGCAGCGAGGAUGAGGAGGAGGACGAGGAGCGCCCCUUCCCCGUGGAGAAGCAGAGGCUGAUCCGCAAGGACACGCCCCACUACAAGAAACACUUCAAGAUCACCAAGCUGCCCAAGCCAGAGGCAGUGGUGGCCCUUCUGCAGGGGCUGAGCAGCGAUGGGGUCCCCAAAGAGGAAGAGGAGCUGGGAGGCUGCAAUAACAACCCCGAGCCCAGGGAGCAGGAGGAAGAGUGGGAGGAGGAGGAGGAGAGGAAGAACGGAGCUCUGUCUGCUCAGCCAUCCGUCAAGGGGGUGUCGUUUGAUCAAGCCAAUAAUCUGCUGAUUGAACCUGCUCGCAUUGAGGAGGAAGAGCUGACGCUGACCAUUGUCCGGCAGACGGGGGGGCUGGGCAUCAGCAUCGCGGGGGGCAGGGGCUCCACGCCCUAUAAGGGGGACGACGAGGGCAUCUUCAUUUCCCGAGUGUCCGAGGAGGGUCCUGCAGCCCGAGCCGGGGUCAGAGUGGGGGACAAACUGCUGGAGGUGAACGGGGUGCCCCUGCACCGCGCCGAGCACCACGUGGCCGUGGAGGCGCUGCGGGGCUCGGGCAGCUCGGUGUCCAUGACGGUGCUGCGGGAGCGCAUGGUGGAGCCCGAGAACGCCAUCACCGUCACCCCGCUGCGGCCCGGCGACGACUACAGCCCGCGGGAGCGGCGCGGGGGGCUGCGCUUCCCCGGCAGCGCCGAGCCCUCCGCCCCGGGGCGCGUCUCCACCUGCCUGCUGCGCAACGAGAAGGGGCUGGGCUUCAGCAUCGCCGGCGGCAAGGGCUCCACGCCCUACCGCGCUGGGGACACGGGGAUCUUCAUCUCCCGGAUUGCAGAGGGAGGAGCUGCCCACAGGGACGGGAUCCUGCGUGUCGGGGACAGAGUCAUCUCGAUCAAUGGGGUAGACAUGACAGAAGCCAGGCAUGACCAGGCCGUAGCGCUGCUUACUGCGGCCUCGCCCACCAUCGUGCUGCUGGUGCAGAGGGAGGGUCCCAGUCCCGGCCCCGGCCCGGGGGAGCCGCCCCCCGCCCGCCUGCACUCGCCCCCGCCCGGGGACGGGGACAGGGACGGGGACAGGGACAGCCAGAGCCCGGCCGAGGAGGCAGCGGCGCCGCCCAGGAGCCCCCCGGGCACAGGGCUGGAGGAGCAGUACCCCGUGGAGGAAAUUCACCUGGUGAAAGCAGGGGGGCCCCUGGGGCUGAGCAUCGUGGGAGGCAGUGACCAUUCCAGCCACCCCUUCGGGAUCCACGAGCCAGGAGUCUUCAUCUCCAAGGUGAUCCCCCGGGGGCUGGCUGCCCGCAGUGGGCUCCGAGUUGGGGACAGGAUCCUGGAGGUGAACGGCACCGACCUGCGCCAGGCCACGCACCAGGAGGCUGUGAGUGCCCUGCUGAGCCCGGGGCAGGAGCUGAGUGUGCUGGUGAGGAGGGACCCUGCUCCUCCUGGCAUGCAGGAAAUCUGCAUUGAAAAGGCUCCAGGAGAGAAGCUGGGCAUCAGCAUCAGGGGUGGAGCCAAGGGCCACGCUGGCAACCCCUUUGAUCCCACUGAUGAGGGCAUCUUCAUCUCCAAGGUGAGCUCGGCGGGCGCGGCGGCGCGGGACGGGCGGCUGCAGGUGGGGAUGCGGAUCCUGGAGGUGAACCAGCAGAGCCUGCUGGGGCUGACGCACGCCGAGGCCGUGCAGGUGCUGCGGGGCGUGGGCGACGCGCUGCUGGUGCAGGUGUGCGACGGCUUCGACCCGCGCGCGGCGGCCGUGGAGGUGUCCCCAGGGGUCAUUGCCAACCCCUUUGCUGCUGGCCUGGGCCGCAAGAACAGCCUGGAGAGCAUCUCCUCCAUCGACAGGGAGCUGAGCCCCGAGGAGCUGGAGGUGCUGCACAAGAGUGUCCCCCCUGAGCCCCUGCGCCUGGACUACCGGACCCUGGCAGCGCUGCCCAGCACUGGGCUGCAGAGAGGGAACCGAGCUGCUCCCGUGGGCGAGAGUGGGGCAGGAAGUGCCCGGCGUGAAUCCCCCUGUGCUCCCAGCACCCCACAGGUGCCCUCAGCCCCCCGGGCCCCUCACCUGGCUGGCAGGGAGACUCGCUGUGCUGCCAUGAACUUCAUCAGCUCCCAGGAUGACAGUAAAUCAACCAAGCCUGGUGUGAUCCAGCCCCUGUCCCGCCUGCGAGCGAGUGCAGCGUGUCCCAGGGCAGAGCAGGGGGACAACAGCCCCAACCCCUUCCAGCAGGGCAGCAACAACAGCCCCAACCCCUUCCAGCAGGGCAGCAACAACAGCCCCAACCCCUUCCAGCAGGGCAACAACAACAGCCCCAACCCCUUCCAGCAGCACGAGCCCGGCCUCAGGAUCCACAGCUCUCCGAAGCCGCGGCCGCCGUCACCGCCCUCCCCUGACGAGGUGCCCGUCAACGUCAAACAGGCCUACAAGACCUUUGCAGCAGUGCCCCAGUGCCAGCCCCUGCUGGGCACACAGGAAUUGUCUGGGCAGAGCAGCACAGAAAACACCAGAACGGCCUCGGAGGUCACCUCCCUCAGCCCCAGCACCCAGCACAGCCCUGAGCAAAGGUCCUUCCGAGAGAGGCAGAAGUAUUUCGAGGUGGAGGUGAAGCAGCAGCACCUGGACAAACCCCCCAAGCGCGUGUCCCUGGUGGGGGAGGAUGACCUGAAGAAGAUGAAGGAGGAGGAAGCCCGAAAGCUGCAGCAGCAGCGAGCCCUGCUGCUGGAGGAGGAGCCUGAGGAGGAGGAGGAGGAGCUGAGGAAGGUGCCCGAGGCUCUGCAGUCCAGCAUCAUCAUCGAGGGCGUUGAGUACAAGGUGGAGAGGCUGAAUGGAAGGAGCAGCCACGCUGCAGCAGCUCGGCCCUUGGAGCUCAGUGAGAACAGCAGCUCACAGAGGAAUUCCCUGGAGGAGGGGAUCAAGUCUGAGCACAGAACCAACUCCAUGUCAGGGCCCGACCCCGGCCCGGCCCCGGUGCGCACGGCCAAGGCCGAGCGGCGGCAGCAGGAGCGGCUGCGCGUGCAGAGCCCCGAGCUGCUGCCCCAGGACAGGGACAGGGACAAGGAGCUGUCCCCAGCCGAGCGCCGGGCCCUGGAGGCGGAGAAACGCGCCAUGUGGAGGGCAGCACGGAUGAAGUCCCUGGAGCAGGACGCUCUCAAGGCCCAGAUGGUAAUUGCCAAGUCCAAGGAGGGGAAGAAGCGCAGCCCCCUGGAGCAGCUGGCAGAGUCACCCUCCCCUGCGCCCACGCCGUCCCCCACGCCGCUGGAAGAUUGCAGCCCCAGGAACGUCACUUCCCCAGGAAGGCUGUCACUGUCUGAAAAGAAGUUUGACUACCGGGAAUUUGCUGCUAUUCCUUCCUCCAAACCUGUUUACGAAAUCCAGUCCCCUGAUGCAGCUGAUGACCUCAGAUUCGUGGAUGACAGGAGCAGCUCAGUUCCCCGGGAGCAGGACGGGCAGCCCGAGCAGGAGCAGGAGGAGGCUCUGGGAGGCCGGGGCCCAGCAGCAGCAGCAGCAGCAGCAGCAGCCCCCCCAGCCCUGGAGGACGUGGCCCUGUUCAGCAGCAAGCGCAAGCUGCGGCACGGCCGGCGCAGCCUGGAGACCGCUGUCCCCACAUAGGUGACACCUGGCACGGCCUGUCACAGCCCUGCUGUGCUCAGGGACAGCCCCAGGCUGCCCCUGCCUGCAGACUGCGUGGCUCUGGGCUGCCCGUGGCCCUGUGGCCAACUGACUCCUCCGGGGCUGUGAACCGCCCUCGUGUCUCACCAGCUGUGCACUGGGGCACCUCCCAAACCUGGGACAACACUGGACUGACUGCUGGCAGAUGGAGAGGAAGGGUGGCCAGGACAGUGGGCAGCUUGUUAGCCUGUAAAUAUUGUGUGUGGGGAAGGGUAGGACAGGGAGAAUGUAGGAGUGUGAGAGUGUGUUGGGCUCCAGCUGUUACUGCCUCAGCUCGGGUUUCGUAGUGGUUAAAAGGAGCUUCUCCUCUGGUGGGAUCAGGAGGAAGGCCCAGCCUGCCUUUACUCCUAUUUAAUUUCCAGUCUUUUGCCAAAAAGCAUCUCCUCCCACCUCCUGCACUGUGUCACCUCACUUCCCUUUGGGAGUGUUUGGGAAUGGGAAGCUUGGAGGCAAAAAGAAGGAAAAGAAAAAAAAAACCACCAGAAUUUCAGCAAAGUGCCUCCCUCUGCCACUGGCAUUCUGUGCUCCAGGAACCCAGAGGCAGCUCUGCCACCUGUCCUGGGGACAGGUCCCUCCCUGGGUGGUGACAUGCCCCUGGUCACACACUGUGAGCACUGCAGGAGCACACAGAGGGGAGUCUGUCUCCUGCAGCCCUGGGGCAGCAAUGGGAUGGAGCCCAGAGCCGUAGCAGGGGUGAGGGGGUGUGGCAGCAGUGGGGAGCAGGACACGGUGCAGAGGUGGGAGGUGUGGCAGCAGGUACCUUAGUGGGUAGAGUUCAGGAACUGGGGGUGGGUGGAAUGUGGCGUUGCUGGGUCAGGUGGGAGUUAGAGGAUCAGUGGGAGACACUGCUGGGGAGUGCUGAGUGACCACGCUGGCGGCAGGUGGAGAGGGAAGCACGGGGGCUGCUGUGGGCUGGCAGCACCAGGAGCACCAGCAGCACCAGGAGCAGGAUGGGGCUGGCCUGUGCCUUGCAAUAACUACACAGUUCCACUUUGCCAGCUCGUUGGCUUCGGGCCCCUUUCCACGGAGGACACGGAAAAUGCACGUUUGCCCAUGCAAGAGGGAAAAGGGAAAAUGAGAAAUGAGCGGGGUGUGAGCCCUGGUUUCCACACGUGGAACGAGGGCUGUGAGCAGGUUCUGUAUGUGGAGCUCACAGCUGCUGCUCCCAGCUCUGCCAUCAGCCUCUGCUGCCACUGGUGAGGGGAAACAACCCUUCUGGUUUCUUUCACUGCCUCUAACCGUGAGGAAGGUCCAAGCUCGGCACAAUCCCGGUCCCUGUCCAUUGGUGCUCUCUGACUCCCCAGUAAGACCAGGGUUGGACCUUGAGCCUCACAGGGGCUGGGCAGUGACAGGCACAUCUGCUUGUACAUUUGCUGAAGGAAAGAGCUGGGUGCAGAGUUUUGGGUGCAGUUUUUUAGUUGAGCCUCUCCUUUCAUGCCAAAAUCCAGCGGAUCAUUUGAACUGACUCCGUGUGUUUUGAUUUUACAGACCUGUGAAGGGGAAACUCUGAUAAUCUCACAGCAGCAGCUGCAGCUGCUUCCAUCAUCAGCAAUUUGAGCUUUUCCUUUUUAAAUCUAAUUUUAGCAUUUGCUUUUUAACAACAGCAGUUUUGGAAACAAUCCUGGCUGGGUUUUGGUGACUAACUUGUGAUUCUUCUCUCCUUUCCCUGUGCGGUACCUGGUGCCAGGCUCUGGAUUCUCUCCUGUUCUCUCCUAAGAGACUCUGAGGGAAAAUUAGCGCAUCAAGACUGUAACUAGUGAAAUUUGUACAACCAAAGAAAUCUAUUUUGUGGUUCAAGGAUAAUAAAGUUUACUUUACAUUUUA
Molecule: messenger RNA, 7449 nt
Organism: Oenanthe melanoleuca
Lineage: Eukaryota; Metazoa; Chordata; Aves; Passeriformes; Muscicapidae
Gene: SCRIB
Product: scribble planar cell polarity protein
Exons: 42
Coding region: 172-5565 (1797 amino acids)
Biological process (GO): neurotransmitter receptor transport, endosome to postsynaptic membrane; neurotransmitter receptor transport postsynaptic membrane to endosome
Cellular component (GO): adherens junction; postsynaptic density; postsynaptic membrane
Molecular function (GO): protein binding
Source: RefSeq, a predicted model, not a curated record